Molecule: messenger RNA, 651 nt
Organism: Nymphaea colorata (pocket water lily)
Lineage: Eukaryota; Viridiplantae; Streptophyta; Magnoliopsida; Nymphaeales; Nymphaeaceae
Product: aspartyl protease 37
Exons: 3
Coding region: 1-651 (216 amino acids)
Cellular component (GO): extracellular region
Source: RefSeq, a predicted model, not a curated record
AUGGCUGGUCCCAGUGAGUUUCUCGUGAAACUCUCGCUAGGUACCCCAUCCAGCCUGUACUGGGCCAUUAUAGAUGCUGGUAGCAACCUCAUAUGGACAACAUGCUGCCAUUGUUACAACUGCCAUGUCAAAACACCAAUGUUUGAUCCACUUCAGUCGUCCACCUACAAGAACAGGAGAUGCUCCACCAGCUUUUGCAUGGAAUUGCACGACCAUCGUUGCACCAGCGACCAACUUUGCUGUUUCAGAUAUUCCUAUAGUGCAAAUUCCGAAGUAGAAGGGGUCCUAGCCUCUGAGAUGCUCUUGUUUGACAAUGAUAAUCCUGAUUCUGCCCUGCAUAAAGUUCCUGGCCUUGGCCGUGGUCCUCUCUCUCUUGUUAAACAAAUUGGCUCUUCCAUUGAAAACAAUUCCGCGGGGCAGCUGAAAUUCGGUGAGGAUGCACUGUUUUCAGGCACAGAAGACGUUCAAGAGACACCGAUGGCAUCAGAUGGUGGUGAAGGGAAACGACAGAGGAGUGUGCUGCUUCCUGUCUUCACCGAGGAGCAUGCUGCUUCUUGUCUUCCUGUCUUCACUGAGGAGCGUGCUGCUUCUUAUCUUCACCGAGGACUGCACUGUUUCACCAAGGAGUGGGCUGCUCCUUUUAGUGUUUGA